Podarcis lilfordi (Lilford's wall lizard) is the source of this 8413-nucleotide messenger RNA. NCBI's taxonomy places the organism in Eukaryota, Metazoa, Chordata, Lepidosauria, Squamata, Lacertidae. The record is from the annotation of a GenBank genome assembly.
GGGUGUCCCCGUGACGUCGGCGUCCCGCCAGGGCCGGCCCGGGGCCUCGGCGACGCGGGAGGGCGAGGAGGAGGGCGCUCCAGGCUGAGACGCGCCUGCUCCUGCCGCUGCCGGCUUUCCCUGGCCCCGGGGGCUGCCAUGGCGCCCGGCCCGCUGGCGCUGGCGCUGCUGGUGCUCCUGGCCCCCGCCGACCCCUCGCCGCCCGCCGAGGAGGCGCGCAGCAGCAACGGCGGAGGCGGAGGUCCCGACGGUAAGUAACGGACGGAGGCAGAGCCGCUUCGCGGAGCCGCACUGCGGAGGAGCGGGACGGAGUGGCACUCUGCGCACGCCCAGAGGCCGGCGGAUCGGGGAUGUGACCCGACAGCACCGGAGAGAGAGAGGGCUUCCCGCUUUCUACGGGGGCCGCCCCCCCCCAGCUUUGGAUGUGCGCUCGAGUUGGAGCCCAGGAGGGGCGCAAGGAGGCGGGACCCCGGGCGCAGGUGGCCUUGAGUGACCUCGGGCCGCCCCGUCUCCAGUCUUCCCGCGGUUGCCUUGAGCCCCGGCGCUUGGGGGGUCCCCAGCAGUCAUUUGCCGAAAGGGCCCCCUCCCGUCCAGCCCCCGUUCCUCGGUUUGCCGGGGGGGGGGGCGCCCUGUUUUCGUCUCCCACUUGGGGAAAGGGAAGGUUCGCCCGGUUCUGGCUUGGGGCGGGGGCGGCGCCCGGGUCACGGAGUCCUCGCUUCGCCCGGGAAGGUUCGCCCGGUUCAGGCUUGGGGCGGGCGGUGCCGCGAUGGAAAAGCGCCGCUGCCAGGCUGGGGCGGCGCCGGGGUCACGGAGUCCUCGCUUCGCCCGGGGAGGCCGAUGGCGCAACGCCCGCUUCCCAGUUAGCCGCCGGGCAGCCUUUGCCUUUCCGGCGACUGGCGCGGGCGGCGGGGCGGGACGUUGGCUGAGCAUCACUUGCGCGCGUGGAAAAGCGGCGGAGGGGGUCUCUCUCCUCGCCGGAUGAGCGUCGGGUGGCUGGACCGGUCAGGCCGGCUCCCUCCCUCCCUCCCGCCCGGCGGCCAGCCGGCUUGUCCGCAUUCUCUCGCGUGUGCGCCUUGACUCAGCGCCCACUGCUUCCUCUGCCUUGGGGGCGCCCCUGUGAGAACCAGACCCCCCCCAGCGGAUUCCUUUCCUUUUAGGGUCGGUCAGCUGAACCUCCACUUCUUGCCCAUCUUAGACUUGAUCUUGUUGUGUGAGGGGCUGAGCUCCUGGCUGCCUCUGUGCUGAGUGUGGGGUGCAGGGGGUUGGCAUGGCACAUCCUCCCAUCAGAUGUCAAAGCGAUAAACAACUACCUGACAUUCAGAAGACAUCUUAAGCCAGCACUGUUCAGGGAAGUUUUUAAUGUGUGACAUUUUAGUGUAUUUUUGGUCUCUGUGGAAGCCGCCCAGAGUGGCUGGGGAAACCCAGCCAGAUGGGCGGGGUACAAAUAAUAAAUUAUUAUUAUUAUUAUUAUUAUUAUUAUUAUCCUGCCCCUUCCCCAUCCCUGCCCAUCGCACCUUUGUUUGUCAGUCACUGCGCUGUGCACGCAGCAAACAGGCAGGUGCCUGGCACCCUGGUCCCCGCAGGCCAAUCCCCUGGGCUUGCCGGCUCAGCCCUUUCAGGAAAUGCCAGUCCUUGUGGCAGGCUGUGUGCCAAAGUCCACAGCUCUCUCUUGGCAGAGCUGCCUCCCCAUGACCUCCUCCUCUCCUGACCUCCCCUUGACCUUGCUGCAGGGCAAGGCUGGGCAAGACCUUCCUGGUCUUCAGUGGGAAGGGGCAGGCAGAAGCCCAGCUUCUAUUGCCUGGAGGCCAAAGAGGAUCCUGUGGCUCUGGACAAGCCCCCUGGGAGCUCCUUGUGGGAAGCCAGAGGCAUUGGGGGGGGCACUGCCUGCCCCUUCAUGGUGCUGCACUUGGCAGAGACUGGUGGAGGGGGGCUGGCUGCUGAUCCCCCUGUGGUGAGAAGCACCACCUGCCCAAGGCUGGCUGGACCUGAAUUCUUUCCCCUGCACAUUUCCUGACGCCCUGCCCCCUACUCCCCCCACAGACCGGUCCUUUGUGGCAGAAUAUUUCGUCCAGGGUGCCCAGAAGCUCUCCUUCUACAGCUGGUAUGCCAACGCCCGGCUCUUCCGCUUCCGCGUGCCAGAGGAUACCGUCCAGCUGCGCUGGCUCCUUCAGGCAUCCCAGGGAAGGGGUCCCGACUGCGGCAGCACAAACGUCACCGUGUGCGUACCUACCCCCCCUUCUCCCUGGGGAGCUCAGCCUGCCGGCUUCCUCCUGGAAAGAGGGUGGCCGUCUCCCCUCCUUCUGCCCCGCUGACCCCUGUGUCUCCUGCUGCCUUCCAGCCACUUCCGCCACGGUGCCCCUCCUGUCAUCAACCCCCUGGGCACGCAGUUCCCGGCCAACACAAGCGUCCGCCUCGCCUACAAUCUGACCACGACUCUGGCCACGCUGGUGCAGAACACCACCUUCGUCAACGUCACAGGACCUGCCGCAGGCGACUGGUUCAUGGUGGCCCACCUGCCCAAGGCCGCAGGGAAGAUUGAGGUGAAGGUGAGAGCAGGCCGCCUCCUUGGCUGGAGUCUGUGGUGGGAGGGGGGGAUGGACAGGGGAGGAUCCUGCAGCUGCUGCAUUGGGACUUGGCUGUGCCCGACCUGGCAGUUUCUGGAGGAUCUUCUGCUGUGCCCAGGGCUGCAGGCGGAGGCCCCUGAAUGUCCUCUUGUGCCAAGUGCGGCCUCCUCCUGCCAGCCACGGUGGUCCAGGAGGCUGACAGUGAUGCGUCCCUCCUCCCUCCCUGCAGGGCAUCUCAACGCCAUGCACCUACAGCUUCCAGCCGGACAUGUUUGUGCUGCGCGUCAUCGACUCGCUGAUUCUUGAGCCCGACACUCCUGCGCAGCAGACCAUUGCCCAGCCCGCCAGGCCCCUUCAUGCCAAGUGAGUUAAAACAGGAGAGAGGGUGGGCCCGGUGAGUGCCCCCCAUCUCCCUGGGCACCAAGGCCUGCCAUGUGCUGGCCAGCUGGAGUCAGCUGCUCCUCCCUCUCUUCCCCCCUGCAGGAUCUUUGUCCCCAGCUACAGUGCUGCGCUGCACUUUGAGCUGGGCGGCUGCAAGGUGAACACUUCAAGCCCCUGCGCCCUCCGUGUCACACUGGGCUCUGCCACGCUGCCUUCGCGCUCCCAGAAGGUGCUCAACUGCUCCGGGGACUGCAGCGGCGUCCUUGCUUCACCGCCGUGGGAGAAGUGGCUGCCCAUCACGGUGGAAAGCCUCAGCGGCCCUGGGACCAGCAUCUCCUUUCAGCUGAAGGCCUCCUUCACAGGUGUGUGCCAGCUGCGAGAGGGGAGGGGCAAGGGCGGGGUGCCAAGCUGCGUCAGCUUGCCAGUUCCUGAGUCUCUGCUGCGGAUGCCCUAGCUGUGGGUCGGGGGCGGGGUUGCCCUGCCUUGCAGUCUUCUCAUCCUGAGGCCCUCACUGACCUUGCGCCGUGUCCUUUGCAGUGUGCAAGCCUGACAGGGCCAGCUCCUUCCUCAGCUUCUAUCACAGCCUGAACCGGAGCCAGGAGGCACCUUUGCCGGGAGGAAGCCCCAACGCCACCCUGCUCACGGGAGCCGGGGCAGCGCACAACCCCCUUGGCCAAAGCAGCCGCUGCCUGCGCAACCAGCCUGUCAUCCGCGAAGACCUGGACGUGGUGUCUCUGCAUUUUCGUGUCCUUGGAGACGUUGGUGUGCCUGUGCAGGCCGAGCCCCCGGCUUUGCUCCUCUUCAACCUGAACUCAGGCAUGGACAGCGGGGGGACCCUGGUGCUGAAUCUGGCCCUUAACCAGGUAAGAGGGUUGACCUGGCACUGCCCCUCUUGGGGCACUGAAGCCGGACUGCUAGGGGAGAGGCGCCAACUGAGUCUCUUUCCUGCUUUGUCCUUGCAGACUGGCUGGAGCCUUGGGAAUGCCUCGGUGUGGGCUUGCUUGAGUGCCAGCUCCCCCGUGCUCUCUGUGAACGCCACGAGGGGCUGCCACACAGGUAUGGUUCUCUGCUUGUUGCACCCGAGCCCUGGGAGGGCACUGAAACUGGCAGGCUGGGCGCUGGUUGCUGACGGAGUGUGGGCACUAACGGAAGGCCUGUCUCUCUUCCCUGCCCCACAGCUUUCUCCCAAGGCUAUCCGCUGAACGUAUCCACCUCUUCUCCUGACGCUACACUCAUCAUCCCGUACCCAGAAACGGCCAACUGGUUCCUGUCCCUGCAGCUCCUCUGCCCGGAGGGUGUGGGGUGAGUCCUGUCACUCUGGUGCUGCCAGCCGUACGGCCAGGGCUGGGCCUUUGCUGCAGUAGCGGUGGCAGCAAGGCCUCUGGGGCCAGGGUUCCUGAGCACCUCUCAGGCAGGGGUUUCUGCCACCUUGCCUUGGGCCUCUCUGCCUUUGCGUGUGGGUGCCAGGAGGGCUCAGCGUCCUUGGUGGCACAUGGGCUCUGUCUCUCUCUCUCUGCAGGGAAUGUGACAAAGCCAAAGCCCAGGUGUCCGUUGUGACCUUGCUCAGCCCCUGCUUCGAUAACUGCGGGACGUAUGGGCAGUGCAGCCUCCUGGGCCGCAGUUACCCUUAUGCCGGGUGCAGCUGCAAAGCGGGUAAGAGCUUUUCUGCAAUGCCUGGGGCCGAGGCCACCGGGGCCUGUCCCUCCUCUACCCUCCUUUCCUCCCCUCUGGCUUCCUUCCCUGGGCAGGGCUAGCCAUAAGCAGCACCUGUUCUCAUGCCUCACAUGCCCCAAGCCCAGAGUGAAAAGGCCACGGUGUGGUAUCCUGCACACCAGUCAGCCCCUUAGAGAGUGAGCCCAGCUGCAGGGGGCCCAUCCUGGGGGCUCUGGGGGAUGCUGUGCAAGGUGGCAGCCUUAAGGAGGGGCCCUCCACUUCCCCCCUGGCAGAGGCUGCGUUGGCGCGAUGGGCUUUGUUCUUUUGAUGUGAUGCUCCCAACAGGUAACCCUGCGUCCCCUUCCUCCCCUGGCAGGCUGGAGUGGCUGGAGCUGCACGGAAGACACCAAGGCCCAGCCCGUCGGCACGCAGAUCCUGGCCACGCUCCUGCUGACGCUCAGCAACCUCUUCUUCCUGCCGGCGAUUGCUGUUGCACUUUACCACUACCACCUGGUGGAAGCCUCCGUUUACACCUUCAACAUGUUCUUCUCCACCGUAGGUCCAGGCUUCCCCCUCAGCGGGAUGGGUGCUGAGCGGGAUCCCAGCCGCCCGUUGGGGUGGGGCAAGGCCCAAGCAGGCCCUUCUCUGGGGGGCAAGGCAGGCAGGCAAGCCAGCCCAACCAUCCACUUUCUCUGCCUGCCUCUUUCUGGUAGUGGGGCGGCUGGGGAAAAGCGAGGGCUCCUUGAUCCUGGUUCGGUGCCCCUUGCACUGCCUGUGGCAUCCUCAGGCUGCUGUUGAGGUUGUGUGCCCAGUGGGGCCCUGGCGCCUCCAGACUUUGGGCUCAGGUGGCAAAGAGCAGCACAGUGGGAGUGGCGCCUUCUGACUGGCACCUUCUCUCCCCUCUGUGGCUGCAGUUCUACCAUGCCUGUGACCAGCCCGGCAUUGCAGUGAUGUGCAUCAUGGAUUACGACACGCUGCAGUUCUGCGACUUCUUUGGCUCUGUGGUCUCCAUCUGGGUGACCGUCCUGUGCAUGGCUCGACUGGAGAAGACCUUGAAAUAUGUACGUAGGGGGCAAGCCAGCAAGCGGGGUACUGCAUGGGAGGGGGCUGUUGUUUGCAGCAAGCCCCUCUAAAGCCAGGGCAGGCCCAGUCCUGAGCUCACACCUUGAAUGUCGCCAGCACGACUUCCCCUGGGGCAGGAGGCUCUGAAUAAUAAACAAAACGGAUGCAAGAAAAUGAACGCUGUGCAUUUGCCCUGUGUAUCUUGCGGGUUUCCCAUCCUGGUGUUGCCAGGUGGACUGAGAGCCAGAGUUGGGCCAGAGAGGCGGACAGGCAGGCUUCCAGUCUUCCUGGGCCUCUGCUGCAGUUUCUCACUGAAAAGCAAAGGUGUCAGUGGGCGUUAGAAAAGGUAAAGAUGCCAGCAGUAUGGCCAAAUGUCCCAAAGGCGGCAGGGGCUGCAUGACGACUUGAGGCCCCAUUUGGCCAAAAGGCAGAAUGCAGAGUUCAGAAACGAACUAUCUCAGCAUGGUUUUGUGGCUGGGAGCUCCUGUCUUUGCCCUUGGCAUCUUGAAGUGAUGCCAGAAGGUGAGCUGGAGUGGCCCGGGAUGCCUUCCUCAUCCACCAGCCACAGACUCCCAAGGAGGUUCCAAGAGCAGCUUUGACUUCUCCUCUCUUCCCUUGCAGGUCCUCUGUGUGCUGGGGACCCUGUUCAUCGCCAUGUCACUGCAGCUGGACCGCCGAGGGGUUUGGAACAUGAUGGGGCCCUGCCUCGUUGCCCUCCUCAUCAUGAUUGCAGCUUGGGUAGGUGGCUCCUGCUCUCACCCCUUACGGAUCAAGACUUGAGCAUCUCCUGGCUCAGGCUGCAGCUCUUAGCAGUGGGCUGGGCAGAACCUGCAGCAGGUAUUUUACCUUUAAGGUGUAGGCUUCCCCCGCCAUUAACUUCAUCACCCAUCAUGCGCUUUUGGAGUGUAGCCAGCUGAAGAAAGACCCAGCUGACUUCUCCCAGAGCCUUGGGGUGGGUGGGUGCAUCUGGUCUCAGUGGAUGGGCAGAGCCCACAUCUAGAGACCCUCUGUGGCUGCCCUCUGCCCCACCCGGGAUGGCCUGUAACCCCUGCCUUCCUCCUGCAGGUUCACCGUGGUGUGACCCGGCGCGACUGCUACCCGCCCUCCUGGAAGCGCUGGGCUUUUUUCCUCUGCCCUGGGAUCACCCUGGCUGUGGUGGCCAUUAUGGUAUAUGCCUUCAUUCAGACCAAAGAGAACUACUUCUACACGCACAGCAUCUGGCACAUUCUGGUGGCCUCCAGCGUGGCCUUCCUCCUCCCACCUGGAGACAAGCUCCAGAAUCCGUGGGACUGGUCCCGCAAGCUGCUCUGCCGCUACCAGAUUUGCAAGAAUGACCGCGAGGAGCUCUAUGCGGUGACGUGACAAACUGAGAGGGGGUGGACUCUUGUGAGGCUCUGGCCCCAAGUGCCUCCCUCUACGCUUCUGGGUCGGCUUGCCAGCCACUUUCUGGGGCCACUUGGGCAUGCAGGGAGAAGGUCAUCCAUCCUGCAGGCCGGGUGAAGAACAGGGAGCUGCGAGGGUCCACAAGACAGAUGGCUCACUAGUCUUCACCCUAACCUGAGAGGUCACCCACUCAUGAAGCAGGUCUCUCCUCCAGUGUAAACAGCAGGGCUUUCUGGAGCCUUCCGGUGCAUCGCCACAGCCUGCUUUUAUUGAAUCUGCGUGGCUGGGAACUGGGAGUGGGGGUGGAGUGACAACUAGAGUCAAGUGUUCCUUGUGGGGCUUGUAGUGUGGUGGGCGAUAACAAGACAGGAGGCUGGUGUGCAGCUCUUGGCACCCUCACUCCUGUUAAUGUGGGAAGAAGAAACAGGGCUGCUCAAACCCGGCAGGGGCGUGUGAAUGAUAAUAGUGCAAGGGACACACCUGGGCUGGGCGGGGAGGAGAGGCGUCCUUGCUGGCCGUGGUUGGAGAAACCAUGUAUUGCUCAGGGAGGUGCCAAGUUUAUGUGUCCUGAACUAAAAAGCUGAGCUGGAGCAGCCCAGUUCUGUUCCUCUGCCUGUGGGUGCCAAGUGAGCUCUGCCACUCGUUGCCAGGCCUGAGACUGACUUGGUCACGUGAUACUGCUGAAUGAAAACCUCGUGGCACUGUUGCCAUUCAGCAGUGUGCAUCCACCAGCCAGGUUGUUCAAGAUUCUUCAACUGCUGGUGGGCUUUGGACUUGGGUGCAAGCAGGGAGAUCCUGUUCUUGCAUCUUUCUCUCCGCCACUUUGGGGCUAUUCCCCGUUUUGGGGGAGCCGCAAUGAAUGUAAAAGCCCUCAGCCAAAUGACUGAGCUCUUUGCAGUCCCAGAGCUCUUAGUCCUCGUGGCCAGGCAAGAGCCCAGCACUGUUUGCUCACCUGUCUUCUGGCUCUCGCAGCUGGCACUGCUGGGCCAGGAUAAGACCAUGGCAAACCCUUUUGCAGAUGCAGACACAGGUGAAAGAGCCAGGGACUCCAGAGAGUUCUUUUAGCGCAAUAACACACACUCCUGUUUUAAGGUCCUUAAUUUGGGGUGUUUAUUUUUUUUAUUCCCCUCAGUCACUGCAGGGCAUGGAAGGGACACUAAUCUUAAAUGGGAAAAUUGUUAUUUCGUUGAUUACCUCAGGAAGAACUUCAGCAACUGCAGUUCAGAAAGUUCUGUUAGUACCUUGUUAACUUUAUGUUAUACUUUGCCUUUUUGAAGCUGUUUAAAUUGAUUUAAGCUGUCAUUUCGUUCAAUUAAAAGUUAUGCACACUGUGCUCCUUUGCCUUUGGUGCUUAUUUCUAGCAAUCUAAU